Messenger RNA from Zingiber officinale, 10851 nucleotides. Its product is annotated as BEACH domain-containing protein B. Bases 616 to 10338 code for a protein of 3240 amino acids. The record is from RefSeq and is a predicted model, not a curated record. NCBI's taxonomy places the organism in Eukaryota, Viridiplantae, Streptophyta, Magnoliopsida, Zingiberales, Zingiberaceae. The transcript has 41 exons. Gene Ontology annotation, molecular function: protein binding.
AGCUUUUCUUCCUGUACCGGCAUCGUAUGAGAGAGAGGGAGAGCGCGCAGCGAAAAAAAUACUUCUUUUGCCGGAGGAAGAAGGGAAAGAAGUGCAAAGAAAGAAAGACAGAAAAUAAAAUUACCAUUACCCUACCCACUCAUUUUCGUCGUCUCCUCCUCCCGUGCAAUCGAACCCUCCUCCGCUCGGCCAUCCUUCGCCGUACCUCUCCGCUCGCUGCCCGAUCCUCCCCGUUCGCUGCCCGAUCCUCUCCUCUCUCCUCCGUUUUUCCCCCGAUCUCUCGCCGCCAAGUCGCUCGCAGCUCGCACCCGAAUCUCGGCGCCCGAUCCCUCGUUGCUCGCACAAGAAUAUGGCCACAUACCCAAAAUCUAGAUAUCCCAUCUGCUAGUCUUUUCGGUCUUCUCGUUUCUCCAGUCCCCGUCCCCGUCGCCGUACCUGUCCCCGUCCCGUCGGAGCGAUCCAAGAGGGAAGCUCGAGGGAGGAGUGCAAGGAAAAACCUAUUGGUUGCAGGUGGAUGCAAACAGCAGGAUAUCCGACAAGUGAAAAAAAACAUUAAUGCUUUGCCCUCUUAACAUAUUUGGACAUUUAAAUGUGUAAUAGAUCAAGAAACGAGGCAUGAAUAUUGUGAAGGGCGUUGCUGACCUCAUUCGGAGGUCUUCUGGCAACCCAACUUCAGAAGGUGGAUCCACAGUUCACGGUGACAAGUAUGGUGCUCCUUAUCCAAGGAUUUGUUUUGGGGAUGCUGGUGAGGAAGCACUUUUGAAUACACUUUGGCAGAAAUAUACUAAUGAGCUUGAUAAGGUUGAGAAAAAGAAAUUAUUGCAAGCUUUUCUCUUGCAAUUCAUACAAACAUAUGAAAAUUGGGACCCUGUGCAUAGUGGUCAAACAUCAGCGGAGUUGGUAACGGAACCAGAAGAUAUAAUCAUAGGUUGCUCUGCUGGUCAUCCAUCUGAGGUUGUUCUGAUAUUAAUCCAAGAGAUUGUCUGCAUAACAUCUCUUUUGGCAGAAUCAAAAAAUAGUGCUGGUGGGCAAGGUAACGAUGAUCCUUCAGAACCAUUAGGAAGCUCUGAUUUUACAGCUGAUGCUUUAUGUGCCUUGAAUUGUCUCACAAUUCUAACACGCUCGACACACAAUUGCAAUGUAUUUAGCUAUUAUGGAGGGGUGCAAAAGAUCACUGCUCUUUUCAAAGCUGCAGUUGUGAAGUUGAAAACUUUGACAAGUUCUCUUCCUGUAGAUGAACACUUCUCAAAUACUCUUCUGGAGAGGAUAAGUUUCUUGCAAAAGAUACUAGUACGUGUUGUUUCGAUUAUUUUUAGUUUCAUGGAGUUGCAUACUCAGAGAACUGGGAACAUACAGACUGAUAUAAUCAGGAAACAUCCACGAGAAUUUUCUUCUAGUGGUUCAAAGAAAUUGUUCUGUGAGACGAGAAUUAUUUGGCAGCAAAAGGCAAUUGUCAUGGUGAUUGAAGCAGGUGGUGUUAAUUGGUUAGUAGAGCUUUUACGGGUUAUUAGAAGGUUGAAUUUGAAACAACAGUGGACUGACUUGUCCCUUAGUUAUUUGACUCUGGGAACUCUAAAGUCAGCACUCUGUGAAAAUCCACGGGCCCAAAAUCAUUUUAGGAGCAUUGGAGGACUUGAUGUUUUGUUGGACGGGCUUGGACUUCCAUCCAGCAAUUUUUCCUUUUCAAACAAGAUGAUUCUUAGUGAAGAUGAUAGAAGUGGAAUUUUUCAGCUCCAACUUCUCUCUUUGGAAGUACUAAGGGAGUCCGUGUUUGGUAAUGUAAACAAUAUGCAAUUUCUAUAUGAAAAUGGGCGGAUACAGAAAUUUGCAAAUAGCAUAUGCUGGCCAGCGUUUUUACUUCAACAAUGCAUUCAGAGAGGGUUAGAUUCUUCAAUAUCUUGCAAUCAAUUGCUCAGCAAAAACUAUGCAGACAGACCAGAACAAAUACCCACUGCAGAAAUUUCUAUCUGGGACAGUAUUGUUAGUCCUAAAUUAAGUGAAUGGAAUGAAUAUUCUGUUAAACUGAGCAGAAUUCUCUGCUCUUUCCUUCUUGCUCCUGAAGACACAAGAUUUCAUCAUGAUCACGAUGCUAUCACUCAGAGUGCUUUGCCUAUCUCGCUGGCCUACUGGGAACUUUCUAUAAGAUGGGCAAUGAAGGUUUUUUUCACUGUAUUUCCAUGCAUCAAAGCAUGCACUAAUGAGAGCAAGCUACCAAAUCAUAUAAGGAUUUUGGCCAGUUCUUUGCAACAUUACAUCCUCUGUACAUUUAGAAAGGUUCUUGUUUCUGCUCCAGCUUUGCUUAAUAUCUUUCGGGAGGAGGGGAUUUGGGAGUUGAUUUUCUCAGAGAAGUUUUUCUAUUUUGGGUCUAGUGUAGAAGAAUUUAGGAAGGAGAUUGCUUCAUAUUCAGAUGUUCUCAAUGUCCCUAGCCUAUCUUCUAGGCCGAAAAAUGUUGAUGAUCUGACAGAAGUACCAGAGGUUGACAUUCUUCAAGUUGAAGCAAUUUCAUUCUUGGAGUUUGUUGCAGCACUACAAGAAAACAAAAGCAAUUUGCCAGAAUGCUCAGUACUGUUAGAUAUACUUGAGCAGUCAGCUUGUAUGCCUGAAAUAUCUAGUAUUCUUUUGAAGAGCCUGCAUCGAAUAUUACAGCUUGCUGUUGUGCAAACUACUGCUGCUUUCAAUUCAUUGGAUGCAAUUUCUAGAGUUCUCAAGGUUGCCUGUAUUCAAGCUCUAGAGCUUAGAAAGCUUAAAAGCUCAAGCCAGUAUUUAGUGGAUGAUGUCAAUGUACAUACUGAAUGGAUCAGUCAGCUAACUCACCGUUGGGUUAAAUGCAUAGAAUCUUCAUUUGAGCUUUUUACAGACUAUCUUUGCCUAGCAGAGAAUGGAGGGUAUUUAGUUUUGCAUAGCUCCAGUUGUAUUGAUAGCUUAUUUGAUCUAUUUUGGGAAGAAAAUCUCCGUAGGCGUGUGUUGGAGCAAAUUCUUUCUUUACUUAAGUUGCCUGCAUUAUCAUCAGAAGCUAAUAGAGCUAAGUCCCAGCUUUGCUCCAAGUUUUUAGAAACAUUUACUCAAGCAAAGGAGAGAGAAAAGACUUUUGCAGAGUUAGCAAUAGAAUUACUGACUGGCAUGAGAGAACUUAUUCUAAUUGAUCAAAUGUACUACCAAAAAUUGUUCCAUAGUGGUGAAUGUUUUCUGCACAUCCUCUCUCUUCUGAAUGGUUCUCUUGAUGCAAGCAUUGGGGAACAGUUGGUGCUUAAUAUUCUUCAAACACUGACCUUGUUACUCAUGGGGAACGCUGACCUGAAGGAUUCUUUUCGAGCACUUGUUGGUGUGGGUUAUCAAACAUUGCAGAGUUUGCUUUUGGAUUUUUGCAAGUGGCAGCCAAAUAAAGCUCUUUUGCAUGCUCUUCUUGACAUGCUUGUGGAUGGAAAAUUUGACUUGGAAGAAAAUGCUGUAGUAAAGAAUGAAGAUGUGAUUAUACUUUUCCUGAAUGUGCUGCAGAAGUGCAGCAAUUUGUUGCAGCAUUAUGGCCUGGAUGUCUUACAUAGUAUGCUCAAGGAUUCCAUCACAAACCGAACUGCAUGUUUCAGAGCAGGAGUGCUUGGUUUUCUUCUUGAUUGGUUCCCUGUAGAAAGUAGAGAGGACAUGAUUAACAAGAUUGCUCAGUUGAUUCAGAUUAUUGGUGGACACAGCAUAUCUGGAAAGGACAUAAGGAAAAUUUUUGCUCUUCUUAGAACUGAGAAGAGUGAAUCUUUACAGAAACAUAGGUCCUUGCUUUUGACAUGCAUUCAGUAUAUGCUAAAGGAAAAAGGACCUGAGGCCUUCUUUGAAUUCAAUGGCCAUGAUUCUGGAAUUUUAAUCAAAUCUCCAGUGCAGUGGCCAAACAACAAGGGAUUUUCCUUUUCUUGUUGGCUUAGGUUAGAGGAUAUACCUGAUAAUAGCGCAGUGGGACUUUUCUCUUUCCUAACUGAUUCGAAAAAGGGCUGCCUUGCAAUGCUUGCCAAGGACAUGCUAUUUUUUGAGUCCAACAACCAAAAAAGGCAGUCUAUUCUAUUGCCUAUCAACCUUAUCCCAAGAAAGUGGCAUUUUCUCUGCAUUACUCACAGCAUAGGCAGGGCAUUUUCUGGAGGUAGCCAGCUAAGGUGUUAUAUUGAUGGUAAUCUUUUAUCCUCUGAAAAGUGCAGAUAUGCAAAAGUGAGUGAGGCUAUGACUCGGUGUAGCAUAGGAACAGAACUCAAGUCUAUUGAAGAGCCUUAUCCAUAUAAUUUUGGAAAGACAUUGCCUUUCCUAGGUCAAAUUGGUCCACUUUAUUCCUUUAGUGAUGCACUUACUUCUGAGCAAAUAAAAGGUCUGUACUGCCUCGGACCAAGUUACAUGUAUUCAUUCCUUGGUGAUGGAUUGCUACUUGACUCUCAGAACUCAGUUUAUGGCGGAAUCCUGGAUGCAAAGGAUGGCCUUUCAUCAAAAGUCAUUUUUGGCUUGAAUGCACAGGCCACUGAUGGGAGGACUUUGUUUAAUGUUUCCUCAAAUGAUAGUUCUGAUAAAAAUGCUUUUGAAGCUGUUAUUAUGAAUGGAACAAAAUUAUGCUCUCGGAGAUUGCUGCAAGAUAUUAUUUAUUGUGUUGGUGGUGUUUCUGUAUUUUUCCCUCUCUUGACUCAGUUUAAGAGAUCUGGUCUAGAUAGGGGACAAUUUGACCAUUCAGUGGUUGGGUCUGUUGCAAGUGAUAAAUUUGUUGCUGAAGUCAUUGAACUUGUUGCUUCUGUCUUAGAUGGAAAUGCAUCAAACCAACAACAGAUGCAUCUACUAUCUGGAUUCUCUAUCCUUGGUUUCCUACUGCAAUCUGUGCCACCUACCCAACUAAAUGCUGAAACUCUUUCAUCACUUAAAUAUAUGUUCUAUGUUUUGAGAAACAGUGGUAUGUCUGAUACACUUAUUAGAGAUGUUAUGCUACCGAUCUACCUAAAUCCCCAUAUCUGGGUGUAUGCAUGUUAUGAAGUGCAACGUGACUUGUGCUUGUUCCUCAUCCAAUAUUUUGAAAGCGACAGAAGCUUGUUGCCAACACUGUGCGGCUUUCCUAGGAUCCUUGAUAUGAUAUGCCAAUUUUACUGGGACAAAGCUGGUCGAUCAGCCCUUGGCAGCAAGCCACUUUUGCAUCCAGUGACUAAAGAAAAAAUUGGAGAGAGACCUUGCACCGAAGAAGUUCGUAAGAUCCGUCUGCUUUUAUUAAGCCUUGCCGAAAUGAGUUUAAGGCAAAAAAUUUCCCCUGCUGACAUAAAAGCUCUUAUUGCCUUUUUUGAAAGGAGUCAUGAUAUGGUGUGCAUUGAGGAUGUAUUACAUAUGAUCAUCCGUGCCCUUGCUCAGAAGCCAUUGCUAGCAUCUUUUUUGGAGAAGACUAAUGUGCUUGGUGGUUGUCAUAUUUUUGUAAAUCUUCUUCAGAGGGAAUGGGAGCCUAUCCGGCUGCUGGGCUUGCAGUUUUUAGGAAUACUCUUGGUUGGACUUCCUUCUGAGAAGAAAGGAACAAAGUUCUUUAGUCUCCCUAUUGGACGAUCUAAAUCCCUCCCAGAAUUUUACAGAAAAGGAGGAACAUCACUAGAAUCAAUUUCCUUUGCUAUAUCAGAGAGACUCUUCAAAUUCCCACUAUCUGACCAUCUUUCUGCGACAUUAUUUGAUGUUCUUCUUGGUGGUGCUAGUCCUAAACAGGUAUUGCAGAAACGUGGACAUCCUGAUAUACAGAGAAAUAAGAAAUCUUCUAUGGGUUUUUCUUCUCAUUUUCUCCUUCCUCAGAUUUUAAUUUGCAUAUUUAAGUUUUUGGAUACUUGCAAGGAUUCUUCAACACGGAUGAAAAUUUUGAAAGAUCUUCUCAAUCUACUUGAUUCAAAUCCUUCAAACAUUGAAGAUCUAAUGGAAUAUGGUUGGACUUCAUGGCUAGAGACUUCUGUCCGGCUUGAUGUGUUAAAGUAUGAGACAGAGUCAAAUGAAAUAGCUGAUGGUUUGAACGUGGAUGAGUUAAUUCUUAUAAAAAAUAUGUAUUGUAUUGUUCUUUCUCACUAUUUAUAUUCAGUAAAAGGUGGUUGGCAGCAACUCGAAGAGACAGUAAAUUUCCUUUGGUUGAACUUUGAGAAGGAAAAUCGAACCCAUGCACGAUUCCUUCGUGGUAUAUUUGAAGAUUUAAUUGGAAGUCUCCUUGAAAUAUCUUCCGAGGACAACAUUUUUAUGUCACAACCGUGUCGAGAUAAUACAUUGUAUCUUUUAAAACUUAUCAAUGAUUUGGUGAUCAUUGAAAGCGGAGACAAUGUUCUGUUUCCUAUUCUUGGUAUUUGUUCAGAUUUCUCUUCUGAUAACUUGGAAACUGAGAACAAGAAGGAUAUCAGCUUAGCAGUUACAGAGAUGCUGAAUCUUGAAGGUGAUCAACUUACAAAAAUUUCAUGGUAUUUUAAGUACAUUUCUGUGGAAGACAAUGAGACAGAAGCUUGUUGGUGGGAUUUAUAUGACAAAACAUGGGUUAUUAUUUGUGCAUUGCAUGGAAAAUGGGCCAAAAUAUCACUCAAAGUCUCAACAGCAGGUGGCCCAUCUUUUGGCCAAAGAGCACGUGGAUUGGUAGAGUCCUUGAACAUUCCUGCUGCAGAAAUGGCCGCGGUAGUUGUUUCUGGUGGCAUUAGCAAUGCCUUAGGUGGAAAGGCAAACAAAUAUAUCGAUAAAGCAAUGCUUUUGAGGGGAGAAAAAUGCCCAAGAAUUAUCUUUCAUCUUGUGAUCCUUUAUCUCUGUAAAGCUGGUCUGGAAAGUGCCUCAAGAUGUGUUCAGCAGUUCAUUUCUCUGCUCCCACUUCUUCUUUCUGCUGAUGAUGAUCAGAGCAAGAAUCGUCUCCAAUUUUUUAUUUGGUCUUUGGUUACAGUUAGAUCAAAGUAUGGUAUGCUGGAUGAGGGAGCAAGAUUUCAUGUCAUAACACACUUAAUUCUAGAAAUUGUUAGCUUUGGAAAGUCCAUGCUAGCAACUGCUAUCCUGGGCAGGGAGGAUCCAGUAGAAGUCAGCAGUAGCUCAAAGGAAGCUGGAUUCAUUCUUAGUCUAGUGCAAAGGGAUCGAGUUCUUUCUGUGGCAGUUGAUGAGGCAAAAUCUGUAGUAUCCAUCAAUGGUGACCGCAUAAAACAAUUACAGGAGCUUCAUGCUAAGCUAGACGAGCACUUGCUAACAGAGAAAAACCAUCAGAAAGCCUUUGAAGAUGAUAUUCAGUGUAAUAUGAAUGCAGUUUUAUCUUCAGAUGACAACAGGAAAACUGCUUUACAGCUUGCGCUUGAGGAGGAGCAGCAAGUUGUUGCUGAUAAAUGGCUUCAUAUUUAUCGUGCCUUAAUUGAUGAGCGAGGACCAUGGUCUUCACUUCCUUUUCCAAAUUCUGUUGCCACUCAUUGGAAACUCGAUAAGACAGAGGAUAGUUGGAGGCGCAGGCCCAAACUUAAACGAAAUUACAAGUUUGAUGAGCGUCUUUGUCACCCUCCAACAACUAAAAUGUCAAAUAGAAUCACUCAACCUACAAGUGAGUCCUCUGCUGGUAUGAGGACCAAUUUUCCUGAACAAAUGAAACAAUUUAUUUUGAAGGGUGUACGAGGAAUUACUGAUGAGAAGUCUCUGGAUUCCUUGGAUGAUGACUUGGCUAUGAUGAAUGAGCUUGACCCGCAUAUUUUUUUGGAAAAUCAUGGUUCAGAAUUUGUCAAAGACCACAGUGGUGAUGUGGAUAGUGUUCCUGAAAAGGAACCAUCCUCUGGUUCCACAGAUAGUGAUUCUUUUGAGGUUCACUUGUCUACACUUGCUGUGUUUAUUACACCAAAACGAAAAUUGGCUGGGCAUUUGGCUAUCAUGCAGAAUGUGCUGCAUUUUUCUGGUGAGUUCUUAGUUGAAGGCACAGGAGGAUCUUCAGUUUUCAGAAAUUUCAAUGAUACAGGGAACUUAGAUUCUAGAAAAUCUGAACCAUUGGGAAGUAUACCGAAGCAGAAAUCACAUAAAGGGCUGACAUUUGAUAGCACCCGUGGAAAAGGAUCAAUUGACAGUGAAGAUCUUGAUGUUUCUGCACAGCAUAAAUGCAACAAGAUCAAACUCCAUAGGAGAUGGAAUCUUUCUACGAUAAAAGCAGUUCAUUGGACUCGCUACUUACUACAGUAUACAGCACUAGAAAUAUUCUUCAAUGAUUCCAAGGCACCUGUUUUUCUGAAUUUUAUGUCUCAAAAGGAUGCCAAACAUUUUGGAACAACAAUAAUCUCUCUGAGGAAUGAAUUGUAUCCCAAAGGGAGCUCCAGAGAUAAAACUGGACACAUUACUUUUAUUGACAGACGUAUUGCACUUGAGAUGGCUGAAAACGCCAGGGAGAGAUGGAGGAGAAGAGAGAUUAGCAACUUUGAAUAUUUAAUGACUCUCAAUACUCUUUCUGGUCGUUCUUAUAAUGACUUGACUCAAUAUCCUAUCUUUCCUUGGGUAUUGGCUGAUUAUUCAUCAGAAAAGCUAGAUUUCAACAAAUCAUCUACUUUUAGAGACCUUUCAAAACCAGUUGGUGCCUUGGACUCCAAACGCUUUGAGGGUUUUGAGGAGAGAUAUCACAGUUUCAGUGAUCCUGAUAUUCCUAGUUUUUACUAUGGAUCUCAUUAUUCUAGCAUGGGCAUUGUGCUCUAUUAUUUACUUAGGCUUGAACCUUUUACAGCUCUACAUCGAAAUUUGCAGGGAGGAAAAUUCGAUCACGCAGACCGUCUUUUUCAAUGCAUAGAUGGAACAUACCGGAAUUGCCUAUCUAAUACAAGUGAUGUCAAGGAGCUGAUCCCUGAGUUCUUUUACAUGCCUGAAUUUCUUGUCAAUUCAAAUCGUUAUCAUUUAGGUGUUAAGCAAGAUGGUGAACCUCUAGGUGAUGUUGUCCUCCCUCCAUGGGCCAAGGGUUCAUCAGAGGAGUUCAUAUAUAGAAAUAGGGAAGCUUUGGAGAGUGAAUACGUGAGUUCCAAUCUUCAUCACUGGAUCGAUCUAGUGUUUGGUUAUAAACAACGUGGAAAGCCUGCCGUCGAGGCAGCCAACAUAUUUUACUAUUUAACUUAUGAAGGUGCUGUCGAUUUGGAGAACAUGGAUGAUAUGCUGCAAAAAUCUGCAAUAGAAGAUCAGAUUGCAAAUUUUGGCCAAACACCAAUCCAGAUUUUCAGAAAGAGACACCCGCGAAGAGGGCCACCAAUCCCUAUUGCCCAUCCCUUGUAUUUUGCUCCUGCAUCAAUCACAUUGACUUCCAUUGUCUCUAGUGCAACCAGUCCCUCUUCGGCCAUAGUUUUUAUUGGCUUAUUAGACUCUAAUGUUGUACUGGUGAGUCAAGGGCUCACUCUGUCAGUAAAACUGUGGUUAACAACACAAUUGCAGGCUGGUGGGAACUUCACAUUCUCUGGAUCCCAGGAACCGUUUUUUGGUAUAGGUCCUGAUGUGUUUUCACCUCGCAAGCUCUGUACUCCAUUGGCUGAAAACAUUGAGUUUGGCAAGCAAUGCAUGGUCACCAUGCAAGUUCUUAAUGAAAAUUACCUUAUUUCAUGUGGUAAUUGGGAAAAUAGCUUUCAGGUGAUCUCCCUAAAUGAAGGAAGGAUAGUGCAGAGCAUCAGACAACACAAAGAUGUGGUCAGCUGUAUAGCAGUUUCAUCUGAUGGAAGUAUGCUUGCAACUGGAAGUUAUGACACAACUGUCAUGGUAUGGCAUGCUUAUCGUGGAAGGCAUGCUGAGAGAAGAUCUCGAGCUAUGCAAACUGAUUUUCCUCGAAAAGAUCAUGUCAUCAUUGAAAGCCCUUUCCAUAUUCUAUGUGGCCAUGAUGACAUUAUAACAUGCUUGUUUAUUAGUGCUGAACUUGAUGUUGUCAUCAGUGGUUCAAAAGAUGGAACUUGCAUUUUUCACACACUAAGGGAAGGAAGAUAUGCACAGUCCAUUCAGCACCCUUCUGGUAGUCCUUUGUCCAAGUUAGUUGUAUCACCUCAUGGAAGAUUGGUCAUCUAUGCUGAGAGUGAUCUGAGUUUGCACAUGUAUUCUAUCAAUGGAAAACAUGUUGCAUCUUCUGAAUCCAAUGGGCGCCUCAACUGCAUUGAACUUAGUAGUUGUGGUGACUUCCUUGUUUGUGCUGGUGAUCAAGGACAGAUAAUUGUGCGUUCCAUGCAUUCACUUGAUGUUGUCAGAAAGUAUGAAGGAAUAGGGAAAAUAAUAACAUCCCUAGCUGUGACCCCUGAAGAAUGCUUCUUAGCUGGAACUAAAGAUGGUAGCCUACUAGUAUAUUCCAUAGAAAAUCCUCUUACCCGUAGAGGCAGUAGCCUUUCACGCAACAAUAAAUCAAAAAAUACUGCAACUGGAUGAGUUAAAUAUUGGUAGAUGCUGUUGCAGUUCAUCAUCAUUGAUUCUCAUAUAUCCAAUUAGAGGAUUACAAUUAUAUUUGACAUGGGAAUGAUUUAUGCUACUCAUGACGGCUCAAUCCACUCUGAUCAUCGGCAUGUGUAUAAUAGCUACAAGUAUUUUCAAAUGGAGAUCGAGUUAAUGCCAAGAUUACAAUUUUUUAAAAGAAAAAAUAUGAAGUUACAUAGAUGCAAAAUAAUCAAGCAAGAUAUUGUUGGUAUGUGAAAUUCAACCGUGAAUAAUGCAUCUGAUAUUGAUUUCUCACAUACUUUGUACAGCAUGUCUGUUUAAUUUAAUUUUCUUUACAUCUAGUUUUAUGUAUGUUUUCCUGGUUCAACGUGCUCUUAAAGCAAAUUGUAAAUGUACGAUCAAUGUCUGAGAACAUUGGGUUAAAAGAACGUGCUGUAUCAAUAUUGAGUUGUAAGCUGAUAUCUAUUUAUAUAUAUAUAUAUAUAUAUAUGCAGUUUUCUAGUUAGA